UCUGUGGAUUCAGACACAUUUAAAAACUAUGCCUUCACUGCUGCCAUUCCUGGGUUUCCAUGUUGUUAAUUGUUAAUGUGUAUUUAAUGAAGUUGAUUUCAUUUUUUUUCCUUUACAGACUAUCUCUACAGAGAAAAAGAAAUUGGGGUAUAGACUACCCAUCCUUUCCAGGAGAGACUCCACUACAGUACAGAAGAGUGGGUCUCAGGACCGUAGGGGAAGCUGCUUCCCUCUCUGAAGCAUGGCUCAGGUGUGGAGAAGGAUUUCAGGAGACUGCUGGGACUCCGUCAUUAACAGCUGAAAAGAAGACUACUGCAGAAAAACACCUUGAGUUAUCCUCUAGACCCAAGAAAGAACCUACUACAUCUAAAAGUACCAGUGGGAUUACAGCUGUAACACGGAGUUCCAGUGGAAGUGAUCUGUCAGAUGAAGAUAAAAAUUUUAAACCACAGAGAGAUAGCAGACAUGGUUCUAGAAUAGACAGAUUUUAUAACGGGAAUAUUUCAUGUCCACAGGAUGGGACCAGUAAAAUAAAUUGAUAAUUUUGUAAGAAAUUUAGUUUCUGUUAUAGAUUGAAUUUCAAUAUUGGGAAAAGCUUAUACUCCUUUUCUAACACUUAGCAUUGAUUAUGAUUGUACUAGGUCCCAGCAUCCCAGCCCUUUAGAAGUAUUUUCUCAUAAUAAUUCUCACAGUAACUCUAAGAGAGAGGUAUUACCAGUAUUAUUUUUACAGUUAGUAGUUUAAGCUUGAACAUGUUAGAACUGGUUGGAUUCCACUUUGGGUCUCUUUGGUGACAAAGCCAGUUCUCUAAAGUACAGGCACACCUCUGAGAUAUUGUGGGUUUUGUUCAGACCACUGUAGUGAAGUGAAUGUUGCAGUAAAAGAAGUUACAUGAAUUUCUUGGUGUUCCAGUGCAUAUUAAUGUUGUUUAUAUACAGCUGUAGUCUAUUAAGUGUGCCACAGCAUUAUGUCUACAAAAGUCAAAGUGCCAUACCUUAAUUAAAAAAUGGCUUAUUGCUGAAAAAUGCUAACCAUCAUUUGAGCCUUCAGCGAGUUGUAGCUUUUUGUUGGUGGAGGGUCUGUCUCAAUGUUGAUGGAUGCUCACUGAUCGGGGGGUGGUUGCUGAAGGUUGGGGUUGGUGUGGCAAUUUCUUAAAAUAAGGCAGCAGUGAAGUUUGCUGCAUUGAUUGACUCUUUGACAAAUGAUUUCUCUGGACCGUGCAAUGCUGUGUGAUAGCAUUUUACCAACAGUAGAACUUCUUUCAGAGUUGGAGUCAAUCCUCUCAAACCCUGCUGCUGCUUUACCAACUAACUCUAUGUAAUAUUCUAAAUCUUUUACUAUCAUUUCAACAGUCCUUAGAGCAUCUUCACCAAGAGUAGAUUCCAUGUCAAGAAACCACUUUCUGGGAGAAGGGGCAUUAUAGCUCAGUGUGGAGUGUGUGCUUAGAAUGCACUAGGCCCAGGGUUCAACCUCCAGUACCUCAUUUAAAGGAAAAAAACUGAGCAAAAUUA
Molecule: messenger RNA, 1511 nt
Organism: Vicugna pacos (alpaca)
Lineage: Eukaryota; Metazoa; Chordata; Mammalia; Artiodactyla; Camelidae
Source: RefSeq, a predicted model, not a curated record